Vigna unguiculata (cowpea) is the source of this 2134-nucleotide messenger RNA. It is a transcript of the gene G6PD4, whose product is annotated as glucose-6-phosphate dehydrogenase 4. Gene Ontology annotation, molecular function: glucose-6-phosphate dehydrogenase activity; NADP binding. Gene Ontology annotation, biological process: glucose metabolic process. NCBI's taxonomy places the organism in Eukaryota, Viridiplantae, Streptophyta, Magnoliopsida, Fabales, Fabaceae. The record is from RefSeq and is a predicted model, not a curated record.
AGCACAGUGUCUCCACUCCGCUGCAUCCGAAACUACAAACACUGAUUGCAUCCGUUCUUUCCUUGAUCACUCUCUAACUAAGCAUUACCUCGGACACGUUGAUGUGUGUCGGAAUACCAGGAAGGAAGGAAGACACAAAUUCCCACGAACAAUGUCAGUGUCUUUCUCUUCAACUUCGCUUCCGUUCUCCGAAGCUUCUUCAUUCGCAUUCCAAAGACACCCACAUCUUUGCUCUAAUCCACACACAGUUGCAUCAAAUAACUUCCACUCAGUAACUUAUCGUGGUCGUCUUGCACUGAAUGUUGGAGGCGGCACAAGCUUGUGUCGAAGAUUUCGUGGCUUCAAACUGUGGGUACUUGAGAGACUCAACUUUCAAUUUCAGUCACCAAAGCAACCUAAGAAUAUAAUUCGCUUCGAAAGUAAUUUGGAAAGCUCGGGUUUAUCAAAUGAAAAGGGACCAGUUUCUGAUUCAUCCUCAAUUCUCCGUGCUCCUGAUGAUAAGAUCACUUCCAUGGACUCUCCAUCUUUGCUUCAGACAGGUUUGUCUGCUACUCCGAUGGAUGUUAGCAGAAAACCCUCACUUUGCAUUUCUGUCAUAGGAGCCACCGGUGAGCUGGCAAAGAGUAAGAUUUUCCCUGCUUUAUUUGCCCUCUACUACAGUGGCUUUCUUCCUGAGAAUGUAGGCAUUUUUGGGUAUUCAAGGAAGGAUAUAACGGAUGAAGACCUGCGAUCUAUUAUAGCUUCAACAUUAACAUGCCGAGUUGAUCAUCAAGAGAAUUGUGAGGACAAAUUAGAUGCUUUCCUCCGUAGAACAUAUCAUAUCAAUGGAGGCUGUGACAAUAAAUAUGGGAUGUCCAUGCUGAAUGCCCGAAUGGAGCAAAUUGAGGGAGGAUCCAAAACCAACAGGAUAUUCUACCUUUCUGUGCCACAAGAAGCAGUUUUAGAUGUUACGGCUUGUCUUUCUAGCACUGCUCAGACUCAAACAGGAUGGAAUCGCAUAAUAUUUGAGAAGCCAUUUGGCUUUGAUGCACUUUCUUCCUAUAGGAUGACACAAUAUCUUCUUUCAAACUUUGAGGAAAGGCAAAUAUAUAGGAUUGAUCAUCUUCUAGGAAGGAAUCUCAUUGAAAAUCUCACAGUUUUAAGGUUUUCAAAUCUAGUUUUUGAGCCACUUUGGAGUCGUACUUACAUAGACAAUGUACAGGUCAUUUUAUCAGAGGACCUGACCAAGCAUCCAGGAAGAUAUUUCAGUGGCUAUGGGAUUAUCCGUGAUAUUGUUCAUAGUCACAUUCUCCAAACAAUUGCAUUGCUUGCCAUGGAACCACCAGUAAGCCUUGAUGGAGAAGAUAUUCGAAAUGAAAAGGUCAAGGUUUUGAGAUCAAUUCGCAAAUUGGAGCCUAAGGAUGUGAUUCUUGGGCAAUAUAAGGCAAGUGGUGGAGCCAAAGUUGACACAUGCUUAAAUGGUCUGACACCUACUUAUUUUGCUGCUGCACUAUACAUUGACAAUGCACGGUGGGAUGGUGUGCCAUUUUUUAUUAAAACAGGCUUGGGACUCAUCAAACACCAAAUGGAGAUACGGAUUCAAUUCCGAAAUGUUCCGGGUAAUGUGUACCGUGAGUGCAUGGGGCAUAACAUGGACCGUGCUGUGAAUGAGCUCAUUCUCCGUGAUGUUCCUGAUGAAGCUAUUUUGGUGAGAGUUAACAACAAGGUUCCAGGACUAGGCUUGCAACUGGACUCUUCAGAACUAAAUUUGCUUUACAAGGACAAGUACAACAUGGAGGUUCCAGAUUCGUAUGAGCAACUUCUUCUUGAUGUCAUUGAUGGAGACAACCAUUUGUUUAUGAGAAGUGAUGAACUGGAAGCAGCAUGGAACAUUCUAACUCCAAUUCUGAAUGAGAUAGACAAAGAAAACAUAUCAGUGGAGCUUUAUGAGAUGGGGGGUCGAGGUCCUGUCGGGGCAUACUACCUUUGGGCAAAACAUGGUGUCCGUUGGGUAGAGGAUUAAUAACAACUCUCCUAGUUUUGUUUAGAUUUAAUUAAUCUUUUUGGUCUUUAUAAUUUGUACUAAUUUUUUGUUUUUGUCUCUCCAUACUUAAAAACUGUCUAUAUAAACAAAAUUUUAAUGUUUUAUCACUUA